AUGCUUUCCAGGGGUUGCGUCGUCGGGCGUUUGCUCCGCAACGCCCAAUCUGACGGAGAUCCACGUUUGAGCCUCGAGCCCCACAACCUGCUGGUACGCCACGCCCGCCUGACCACCCUGGCGAAGGCCGCGGGGCGGUCGCAUCGCCUGGCUGGGCCCGGAUCGGCAGCUCCCAGCCGACUCCGCCGCCGAGUUCGAGAUCGACGCCGAGGGCGGCUGGUGACCCCCGGGCUGAUCGACUGCCACACCCAUCUGGUGUGGGGUGGCGAUCGGGUCCGUGAGUUCGAGCUGCGUCUCGAAGGCGCCUCGUACGAGGAGAUCGCCCGCCAGGGUGGCGGCAUCGUAUCGACCGUCCGCGCCACCCGCGAGGCCAGCGACGAAGAGCUCUACUGCGGUGCCGAGCGACGCCUCGCCAGCCUCGCCGCCGACGGCGUGACGACGGUGGAGAUCAAGUCGGGCUACGGCCUAGACACGGCGACCGAGCGCCGACUGCUCGAAACCGCGCGCCGGCUCGGCCGCCAGCAACCGGUGCGAGUCCACAGCACUUUUCUCGGCGCCCACGCCGUGCCGCCGGAAUUCGCCGAUCGCGACGACGCCUACAUCGAUCUGAUCUGCGAAGAAAUGCUGCCAGGCCUGGCCAAGGAAGGUCUGAUUGACGCGGUCGACGGCUUUUGCGAGGGCAUCGCCUUCUCGCCCGCCCAGAUCGAGCGGGUGUUCUGCCGCGCCAAAGAUCUCGACCUGCCGGUCAAGCUACACGCAGAGCAGCUCAGCAACCUGGGCGGCGCCACGCUGGCAGCACGAUUCGAGGCGCUGUCGGCCGACCACCUGGAAUAUCUGGACGAGGCCGGCGUCCAGGCAAUGGCCACGGCUGGCACAGUGGCGGUGCUGCUGCCGGGGGCCUUCUACUUCUUGCACGAAACUCAGCGCCCGCCGGUCGAGCUGCUGCGCCGGCAUGGCGUGCCGAUCGCCGUCGCCACCGAUCUCAAUCCCGGCAGCUCGCCGAUUCACUCGCUGCUCACCACUAUGAACAUGGCGGCGGUGCUCUUCGCCCUGACCCCGGCGGAGGUGCUCGCUGGAGUGACCCGCCACGCUGCGCAAGCCCUUGGCGUGGGCUGA
Nerophis lumbriciformis (worm pipefish) is the source of this 1116-nucleotide messenger RNA. NCBI's taxonomy places the organism in Eukaryota, Metazoa, Chordata, Actinopteri, Syngnathiformes, Syngnathidae. The record is from RefSeq and is a predicted model, not a curated record.